Melampsora larici-populina 98AG31 is the source of this 1449-nucleotide messenger RNA. RefSeq lists its product as uncharacterized. The coding region runs from base 277 to 1173 and encodes 298 amino acids. The record is from RefSeq and is a predicted model, not a curated record. The transcript is spliced from 3 exons. NCBI's taxonomy places the organism in Eukaryota, Fungi, Basidiomycota, Pucciniomycetes, Pucciniales, Melampsoraceae.
UGAUCAUCCAUUCUCAUUGCUCGAUUGAUAUUCCUCGUCUAAAAUUGUUACAUAUCAAGAAGUGGUUCCUGAAAUUGACGUUUGGUUUAGAUUGUGUUGAUCAGCAUUUUGGCUUUUUUGAUUCGUUGAUUACCUCGUUGAACUUUUAAUUAAACUCAUCCACAUCACACUAAAACUCGUCCUUAUAAACCGUUAAGCAGCUCUUUAUAUACUCAAUACGAUCAAACUAAUUGACCAACAACAUCAUCCGAAUCGAAGUUCCAAGAUCAGCCCAACAUGCCACACCCAUUUCUCUUAAUAGCCGGUGUAGUAAUCUUCAUCGGUACAGGAAUCUUGUUAGUUAAUGAGUAUCAACAAUUUAAAGCAGAAGAAGAAUUUAACCGAAUCAGAUUUCAGCCGAAGCGAAUUACACUCAAAAGAAAUCACCGUAAACAAGAAACGGAUGAUGCAGAAGAAGAAGAGGAAGAAGAAAUUGAAAAAAACUUAUCGCCAAGUUGUUAUCAAACUUUCAGAAUCGAUCCAUUUAAAGAUCAUCAAUCAAAUCAUCAAGAUCCGAUUCCUUUUACUUUAAGGAAUCGAUUUCAAACUAAUCAAAAUCCAAGUCAGUAUCAGAAAUCAAAGGUCUUUCCUUUAAUUGAUUUCAGUGAACAGGAUGAACCAUUCAAAUUUAAUCGAUCAGUUACAAAUUCAAAUCCAUUCGAAUCAAGUCAAACAGUAUCAACAAAAGAUCAAUCAGAUAUACCUUUAAAAGAAAUCCCAAGAAAUAUAAAUCAAGAAAGCUCGACUUCCUCUCCAACAAGUCUGGCUCUUGCAUCUCAUGGGCAAGGAAAUCUUUUUGAUGAUGAACAAGAGUUUUUACAUUGGGAAGGAGGUUCUUCUCAUACAGAAGAAAAAUUUUCUAAACACGAAGACAGUUCAUCUCAUGGUGAAGAAUUGCCAUCGCAGAUUCCAGAACCUGAAAUGUCGAUGGAACCUGUUGAAUCGAAUGAUUCAAACCACUCUACAAAACCGAUUGAAAACGAAACCAAUUCAGAUCAAAGCUCUUCAAAACCCGCUCAGAGUAUAUCUUCUAGAAUCUCUUUUGAUGAACUUGGAUCCAAUCAAAGUGAUGAAUCAAGUAAUUGGCUCGAAGUCGAAACUCAUGAUUCUACAGAUGAAUUUGAACUGAUGUAAUCAUACCCUCCAACAAACCAAACUCUUCAUCCGAUAAGCAAUAGUUUCCAGUUUUUAUCAUUUCAUGUGAUUUGACUUUCUUCUCAGUUUGUAUGCCUUCCUUUCAUCUCGUUGUCAACUUUCAAGUCGUCCUUUUUGGUUCAGGUACGUAUUGUUAUACCACCAAAAUCCAGCAAAUCUACAUCUUGUUUUCUUUUGUUCUUAUCUCUCGUUCUUUUGGGUCAGGGGUUUUGUUGUUCUGUAUAUGAUGUAUAUAUCUCAAAACAUGUUCAAAUU